Messenger RNA from Molossus molossus (Pallas's mastiff bat), 597 nucleotides. It is a transcript of the gene MS4A13, whose product is annotated as membrane spanning 4-domains A13. The coding region runs from base 1 to 597 and encodes 198 amino acids. The record is from RefSeq and is a predicted model, not a curated record. Gene Ontology annotation, biological process: cell surface receptor signaling pathway. Gene Ontology annotation, cellular component: plasma membrane. NCBI's taxonomy places the organism in Eukaryota, Metazoa, Chordata, Mammalia, Chiroptera, Molossidae. The transcript is spliced from 6 exons.
AUGGCUCCACGUGCCUGGUCAAAACUCUCUACAGCAGAUGCACUUGUGUUAGGGGCUAUCCAGAUUUUGAUGGGCAUCUUUCAUGUUUUCAUGUGGUAUCUCCUAUUGACUUUGUAUAUAGGACAGACUCCAGGAGUCUUUGGGAUAUAUUCACCCAUAACUUACCAAGCAGGAUGUUCUUUAUGGGGAGUUGUUUUUAUCCUUUCAGGAGCCCUCAUAAUAACAGUAGCAAGAAUUCCAUAUCCAUGCCUGAUUACAGGUGCUAUAAUUUUGAACAUCUUAUCCAUACUUCUUACAAUGAUUGCAGUAAUUUUGACAGUAGCUGAACUGUUUACUUUUCAUUCUUUGUCAUAUAGGAAUUAUGGACAAGCGAAACUUGGGAGGGAAGUGUCACGUGUUUUACUGUUGUCCUACCCCUUGGAAUUUGUUGUUGCAGUUUCAUAUUCGAUCUUAACCUGUUCUGAUUUGGUAAGUGUUUAUCUCCUCACUGGCCUAUCAAGGGAUGUUGAUUUUAGUAGGCUCUAUGAGGAGAUGAAGUUUAACGAUUCAUGCAUUGAUAAUGAAAAACAGCAAUAUGAUUGCUUUGUGGUAGCCUAG